AUGGAGCUCUAUCACUGGUUCUACUUCCGCUGGAGGGAUGGUGAGGUCCCCCUUGCGGAAGUCGAUGACUCCGCACAGAGGCGCGCCGUGGCGCUGCUCUGGUGUGGGCUUGAAAAUGCUGGAUGCCUGAAGGAUGCCGCGCAGACGGAGGAGUCGAUUCGCGGCUUCAUGGAGAUGGGGUGUCACAUAUUCUGGCAGCAGAUGGUCAUGAUUGAAGCAGAGAUCGGAUUGGAGCUUUCAAGGCGUGGAAAUGUGCGACUGUCUGCCCGCGUACUCCGCAAUGCCUCUGAACACUUCUCGCAGAUGAUGCGGCAUCCGUACUUUUCAAGGUUCCCUUGGCAGCAUCCCCACGAUAUGAACUUUAACCACGAGAUGUUUCCUUCUCCUGGCCCUGUCUGGCCCAGCAAGAUGCUGCCAAUUGAGAGUUGGCUGGAGGAGCAUUUUGCCAUAUUCCGGGAGGAGCUCGACGCGCUACUCCAGCAUGCAGGAUUGUUUGACGCCCUGCACGAGGCGGAGAGGAAUGCCGAGGGGCAAGACCAUGCCAGAGACACUGACUGGACGGUGCUGGAAUUGGCGGACACUCGGGAGGAGGAGCCGUGGAAACUGGCCGCUUGCUCUCAGGUGCCUCGCACUUGUAGACUUCUGCAAAGCAGGCCAGAGUUCCAGUGCGACCACGCCGCCGCGUACAUCAACCGCAUGCGCCCUGGGGCUUGGAUCAAGCCUCACAUGGGUGGGCCCCCACGGCUGGUGGCACACCUCGGGCUGGAUGUGCCGGAUGCGCCAAUAGAGCUAUAUGUUGGCACUGCCAAAUUGAACUGGGAGACUGGACGGGCCCACGUCAUUGAUGACACAUACCCGCAUUCCGCACGGUACUUGGGAGAACAUGACGAAGGUGAAGAACGCUACAUCCUUCAUCUGCUCAUGUGCCAUCCUUGCGAAGAGCAGCAGCGCGCUGCCUACACGGGCCAGGAGCAGAUGUGCGAUCCCGGAGCGCAUGACACUUCCAUUAGACUCCGGGCUUGGACGGCGGAGAUCCUGGAUGUGAAGAUGUGGGGGGGCCAUCGGUCUCUUCGGGACACCAACGUGGCUAAGAUCGAGGGAGACGACCUCAAGAUUUUCAUGGGCUUGCUGGCAGACCUUUUCCCCGGAGUGCAGGUUCCGCGGGCACGAGACUACGACUUCGAACAGGUCUGUGUGGAGGUGAUGGAGAGUGACUUCGGCUACACCAACGAUCCUGAUGGGUAUCUGCUUCUGAAGAUCUCCCAGCUUAUCGAACUCUUGGAGAUUCGGCACUCCGUCUUUUUGAUGGGCAAUCCCGGUAGCUUCAAGUCAUUCCUCUGGAAAGUCCUGAAGAAUGCAAAGACUCGGGUCGGUGACAAGACCACCGUCGUGGACUUCAGCCCGAAAGCCAUCACCACCAACGAGCUUUACGGAAGUGUGAACAUGUACACGCGCGAGUGGAAAGACGGCAUCCUCUCCAAGACCAUGCGCGACCUGGGGCCAGCUUUGCAUGAGCAGCAUCAGCCUGCCAGGCUGGUUCCAGAUACUCACCCGAAAUGGAUCAUGCUGGACGGUGACUUGGAUGCUAACUGGAUUGAAUCCAUGAACAGCGCCGCAGCCUUGGCAGAGCGGUUCAUGUCAAUGUUGGCAGACCACUUUGCUGGGCGUGUGACGCCAGAUGCAUAUGAAGAUGAUCUUCGAGAUUCGGGUGUCAUCUUGCUGGAUUGGCAACUACAGGGAGCAAGAGCCGAGGUGUGCAUGUCGGACAAAGAGGGCGUCCAGUGGCAAUGCUAUGUGAAUUCUUGGAUCAAGAAGUGUGCAUAUCCAGAGCAGCUUGCACUCCUCUUCGACAAGUACUGCUCCACUACCCUUGCCUGGAUACGCAAGUCUGCCAAGAUUCAGGUUCCCUACGUGGAGGUUGCCCUGAUCUCCGCGCUGUGCAGCCUGCUGGAUGCCCGCCUGCCCUCCCACAAUCUGGAGGCAGAAGCGGAAGUUGACCUGGCCGUGGAGGCUUGGUUCGUCUUCUGCACCAUCUUUGCCACCGGCAGCAGUCUUGCCGUUGAUGGAAUCGACUACCGGAAGGCUUUCAGCACCUGGUGGAAGAACGAGAUGAAGACCAUCAAGUGCCUGGGCUUCUUUUGCCAGAGCUGUGCUGCAACAGCUGUGCAGCAAACUGGUGCAACGCAAUCGGCCAGGCUGGAGGAGUGGGGCAGCCUCGUCGAGCCCCUGCAGUGUACCGAAGCACAACUCCCAUGGGGGAGGCCGACUACGGAAACGGUCUGCCUGGACUACUUCAUGAAAGCAUUGAUUGAGGUGAACCAUCCGGUGAUGCUUAUUGGUCUCGCUGGCUGCGGCAUCCUGCUCAGAAUUUCUGUUCUGGUAUGCAAGACGCAGUCCUGCACUGGUCUGUUGAAGCGGCUGGAUCAUGAGGUCUUCAUGGGCUACAAGAUGAACAUGUGGAGCUACUACACGGACUCCACCAUGCUUCAAACGAUGAUGGAGAUUCCGCUUGAGAAGAAGGCCGGAAAGCUGUAUGCUCCUCCUGGCAAGCUUCAGCUGAUCUACUUCAUUGAUGAUCUGAACAUGCCGGCCCUGGACAAGUACAACACGCAGUCUGCAAUCGAGCUGAUUAAGCAGAAGCAGGACUACAGCCACUGGUAUGACCGGGUCAAGAUCCAAGUCAAAGACAUUGGUGGCACGCAGAAUCCUGCUGCCCGCAUGGGACUCUUCCUGAGCAACAACUCUAACACAGAUGUCCUGGCAGGACCAGCUCCGUUCAAUUCCCAGAACAGCCACGGACUGAGAAGUCUCAAAAUUCUCACGAGCAUCGAGAGUGCCAGGGCACGUAGACUGGCACACCUCCGCUUGAUGAUCAAUUCCCGCACUGGCAAUGCAAUGCAAUGCAAUGUGCCGCCCGGUGGGUUGAGGAAUGCCUUGAACUUGAUCUACUCCACCUUCAUGAAAGGCCACUUCGACACGCUCUCCUUCAAGGUGCCGGUGCAGGAGAUCUCAAACUGGGUCAUCAAAGCUGCCCUCAACUUCCACACCCAGGUCAGCGCCACUUUCAGGAAGACUGCGCAGAACAUGCACUACGAGCUUCAAUCUGAGUGCAAGAGCAACAGAGUGACUGGCCAGUGGUGUGUGACGGAGGAUUGCUUGCUUAUGAACCCCCACAUUAGCCCACAUGAAUUAGCUUACAGCUGCUGCAUUACAGAAUGCUGGCAGUCGAAGCCAAGCGAGUUCAUGGAUGCGGAGAAGCUUGUUCUCUUGUGGAUUCACGAAAGCGAGCGCAUCUACGGCGAUCGUCUGGUGUCCAUGGCCGACCUCAGGCUGCGACAGCUUACGGAGAAGAUCGCGAAGCAGAUGUUUUCGAAGCACAACCUGCAGAAGUACUUCCAGGAGAAGAAUCCUGAGCCCAUCGUGUUUGCGCCCUUCUCGCGAGCCAGCCUGACUGCUUUGUGCGGACAUCAGAACAUGGACGAUGGUGGUGUGUAUGACAAGAUCAAGGCCCUCCAUCAUGCGGCAAAUGCCAAUCCAAAUCUCGUCGAACACUGA
Symbiodinium natans is the source of this 3555-nucleotide messenger RNA. The record is from the annotation of a GenBank genome assembly. NCBI's taxonomy places the organism in Eukaryota, Dinophyceae, Suessiales, Symbiodiniaceae.